GUUAUCAUAACAGACGUAUUUUCAUUUUUUUUUAUUUAAAGUUACUCAUUUACUGUUAAAAAUGGUGUGGCUCCUAAUUUUGUUGGUUUUUGUAUUGUGGUUUGUGUUCGUUCGAUAUAGGAACCGUCACAAAAGGAAGCUAGCUAAUCUGUGUAGAAAUAAUCGUAUGAGUCUUCCUAUAAUCGGAGUGGCUCAUCAUUUCAUUGGCACUGAGGAAGAUCGUAUGAAAGCCUUAAUGAAAAUUGGGCGAGAAGCCAUUAAACAAGGAGGCUUUGCGGGAGGAUGGCUACUGAAUAUGCUUAUGGUUGUUAUUGCCGAUCCAUUUGAUGCUGAAGAAGUAAUGCGUGUCAGUCUACGGAAAAUGGACGGAUUAGACAUCACAGAGGAUCUACUAGGAAAUGGGCAUAUGUUUGCAAAAGUACCAAUUUGGCGUCCCCGUCGAAAAGUCAUCGCUCCAAUGCUAAGUCAAAAAAAUUUGGAAAUGUUUCUAGAAGUGUUUACGAGAAAUAGUGAAAAUAUGAUAGACAAGCUCACGAAGUUAUGUGGACAACCUAUAUCCUUAUCAAAGUAUAUUACGGCUUAUUCAAUGGAUGCUAUUUGCGAAACCAGCCUUGGAAUCAAAAUGGACAUCCAAAAUAAUCAAUACCAUCCAUUUCUAUUGGCUUUCCAAACAUUUGAGAAGAUGGUUGUGGAUCGCUUGAUGCAAUCGUGGCUCUACCCAGAUUUUGUAUAUAAACUCAUGCCUUGCUAUCGCAUUUAUAAAAAACAGACUGAUAUACUCCAAGAAUUUGUUAAACAGGUAAUCUUAGCGAAACGGAUAAAAUUUAGAGACAUUGAAAAUGAAAACCUUGCGGAAUGUGACCAAUUGCAAAACCAACAAAACAGCCGAAAGUCUUUCCUUGAACAGCUCAUUGACAUUGGGUAUAAUGACAUAGAUCUUCAAGAAGAAAUGUUAGUUCUAAUUUUAGCAGGCACUGACACUUCGGCGGCCGGCGCUUCGUUUACAGCUGUAAUGCUGUCUCAGCAUCAACACGUUCAAGAUAAAUUGUAUGAAGAACUAAUGGAAGUACUCGGAAACUCCGACAGACCAUUGGAACCUUCAGAUAUACCUCGACUUAAAUAUCUGGAAGCCGUUAUAAAGGAGACUUUGAGACUUUAUCCGCCUGUGCCAGCGGUUGUAAGAAUGGUCGAGAAGGAAUACAUCCUGCCAUCUGGUUUCAAACUUGUGCCCGACGUAGGCGCGGUGAUACAUAUUUGGGCUAUGCACCGAAAUCCUACGUUUUGGGGAAAUGACGCAGAAGACUUUAGACCUGAAAGAUUUUUGGAUAAUAAUCUAAAGCAUCCAGCUGCUUAUAUGCCAUUUAGUUUUGGAGUAAGAAAUUGCGUUGGUGCAAGGUACGCAAUGACAUCAAUGAUGACUGUUAUUGCGAACUUAGUGAGGAAAUUCAAGCUAUUGCCACCGAAAAAUGUUUAUUCACAUGGUUCUCAAAAACGCAAAAAGACCAAACCAUUACGAACCAAAUUUGACAUUAUCAUGAGGCAUGUAGAUGGUUAUGAAGUCCAAAUUGAGGAAAGGAGAUAGAAUCAUGGGAUUUUUAAUCUCAUUAAUACACUAAGCUCGAAGAUUCUGAAGAAAUUUCUAUACUAUAAAGAAAAGUGAACGAUUAAAAUAUAAAAUCUAAGUAAAAAUUUUA
Molecule: messenger RNA, 1694 nt
Organism: Amyelois transitella
Lineage: Eukaryota; Metazoa; Arthropoda; Insecta; Lepidoptera; Pyralidae
Product: cytochrome P450 4d8
Exons: 10
Coding region: 62-1582 (506 amino acids)
Molecular function (GO): monooxygenase activity; heme binding; oxidoreductase activity, acting on paired donors, with incorporation or reduction of molecular oxygen
Source: RefSeq, a predicted model, not a curated record